AUGGCCGAGGAUACUGUUAUGAUCGUCGGCAUUGCCCUAGGGAUUCUGGCAAUAAUUUCUGUCAUAACCCGCAUCUGGGCGCGCAUCAGCAAGAAAGCUGGAUUGAAAUGGGACGAUGGCAUGAUCAUUGUGGCCAUCUUGGCCAUGAUCGUCACCGACGUGCUGGCCGUGUAUGCUAUCAUCCAGCAUCCAGAGGGCCCAGAGGCCGCCACAAAGGCGACUCAAACCGAAGAUUACAGCGAAGCCGACCAGGAAUAUACGAGGCUCACUUGGUCGCUGACAGUCGUCUACUUCUUCACAGUCUCAUCGACGAAGCUGUCCAUCAUCUUCCUGUAUCAUCGGCUCUUCUUUGUUGAACGGGCCCUGCGACGCCAGAUAUGGGCUCUGUCUAUAGUCGUAAUCGGCUAUUGGAUCGGAUGCACCAUCGCCAACCUGACCAAUUGCGUUCCCAUGAAAUACAUGUGGCUGAAUAGUCUUUCAGACCCGCGGUACUGCUUCAACUUCAACCAUUACUGGUUCGCCGUUGGCCUAGUCGAGACUUUUAUUGACAUCCUGAUUAUCGUCUUGCCCAUCAAAGUCAUCCUUGCGCUGCAAUUUACCAGGAAGCAGAAGUUUGCCGUUCUCUUCGUCUUCCUGCUCGGUGUUUUCGUUAUCAUCUCCGGUCUUCUCAAGACAAUAUUUGGCUACAUCCCGGGCAGCCGGCAGCCGUCAUUUGAGAACACUCAGCUCUGGACCACCAUUCACAUCUGUACCGGCAUAAUAUGUGCAUGUCUCCCCGUGUGCUGGCCGCUCAUUUCUCGGCUUGGAAAUAUCCAGCCUGCCAUCUGGUCGGGUGCCACUUGGCUCAGAAACUACCUGUCCCGCGGCAGCCGUUGGUCGUCGAGGGAUCAGACGGCGACGAGCCAUCGGCCGGCGACGGGCGAGAGCGGCUUCAAUAAGCUCACAAAUAACUUCACGAGCAGAGGGUUUGAUCUUACUUUUAGUGGCGACAAAGGGGAGUCUCAAGAGAACAUAUAUCCUCUGUCCCAAGUCGAGCACCAAAAGACUACGUCUGCGGUGUGA
This is a messenger RNA of Clonostachys byssicola, 1062 nucleotides long. The record is from the annotation of a GenBank genome assembly. NCBI's taxonomy places the organism in Eukaryota, Fungi, Ascomycota, Sordariomycetes, Hypocreales, Bionectriaceae.